Molecule: messenger RNA, 1763 nt
Organism: Austrofundulus limnaeus
Lineage: Eukaryota; Metazoa; Chordata; Actinopteri; Cyprinodontiformes; Rivulidae
Gene: cdk5rap3
Product: CDK5 regulatory subunit associated protein 3
Exons: 14
Coding region: 106-1623 (505 amino acids)
Biological process (GO): regulation of mitotic cell cycle
Cellular component (GO): endomembrane system
Source: RefSeq, a predicted model, not a curated record
AGCUAAAUCCGAUGGUGACUGUAAUAAAUCAGAAAAUAAACAUAACAAAUCAAUGAAACGGUGAAACAUUGGAAGCGUUAACGGGUUUAAAAGGGCGGAGGAAUAAUGGAGAAUAUUCAAAAUCUUCCCAUCGACAUACAGACCAGCAAGCUUUUAGACUGGCUGCUGGAUCGACGGCACUGUAAUAUAAAAUGGCAGAGUGCCAUAAAAACAAUCAGAGAGAAGAUCAACGCAGCCAUCCAGGACAUGCCAGAAAACGAGGAGAUCAAGCAGCUUCUCUCCGGCUCCUACAUUCACUACUUUCACUGCCGGAGGAUCGUGGAGAUUCUGAGGGGAACCGAGGCUUCGUCGAAGAACAUCUUUGGCAGAUAUUCGUCUCARAGAAUGAAGGACUGGCAGGAGAUCGUGUCACUUUAUGAAGCAGAUAAUGUUUAUUUGGCGGAGGUGGCCAGCUUGCUGUUUCGUAACGUGAGCUACGAAGGUCCAGCUCUGAGGAAGCAGCUCGCCAAAGCUCAGCAGCUCCAGCAGGAGCUCAGCAGGCGGGAGGUGGAGUGUCAGAGUUCAGCAGCCGAGCUGAGGGAGCGCUACUACGACGCCUGCAAACAGUACGGGAUCACGGGUGAAAAUGUUCCACGAGAGCUGCAAGCCCUGGUGAAGGAGUUACCAGAUGUCCUGGAGAAGGUCGGGAAGGACGCUGCAUGGUUGGAGGAGCAGAUUCAGCUUUAUGCUGCUUUCACAAACUUUGUCUGUGACUGGUCUGAACCAGUCCUGCCGGUGCUGACGUUUGUCCAGAAGAKGGGGAACGUAACCUUUUACGAGUGGAGAACGGGGAAAGUCCCGAUGGUUGUGGAACGCCCGGCCGUGGAGGACACGCCUCCUGAAGCUGUGACCCAAGACGCGAUCGACUGGGGCGACUUCGGGAAGGGAGCAGAGGAUGUGGGCGUGAACGCCGGUGUCGCGGUUGAGGAUGGAAUAGAUUGGGGUGUCAGUCUGGAGCCGCCACCUGGGGACGCCGAUGCAGGCGGCAUUGAUUGGGGCGACGGUGACGCAGCUCCAGUAGAAAUUGAAAUUGUAGAUGCAGGCACCCAAUGUCCUGAGGGUGUAGCGAGGGGGGAGGACGCUCUGAGUUUACUGGAAAWCUCUCAGUCACGCAGCCAGUUCAUUGAUGAGCUCAUGGAGCUGGAGGCGUUCCUCACGCAGCGCAUCAGCGAGAUGGGAGAGGAGGGGGACGUGGUGGCCAUGAGCCAGUUCCAGCUGGCCCCCUCCAUCAUCCAGAACCAAACCCGUGAACACGUGAGGGACAUGCUGUCCCAGGUGCAGGACCUCCUGGGCCGGCUCACCUCGCUCCGGAUGCAGCACCUGUUCAUGAUCCAGGCCUCCCCGAGGUAUGUGGAGCGYGUGUCAGAGAUGCUGAGGCAGAAGCUGAAGCAGGCAGAUAUUCUGGUGCUGAAAGCUGCCGCGAUGGCUGAGAGGAGGCAGGAAACCUUACAGGAGCACUCCAGGCUGGAGCCUCAUGUCAACCUGCUGGCAGGACGCACCCGGGAACUCCAGAAACUGAUCGAAGCCGACAUUUCAAAGAGAUACCACAGCCGACCAGUCAACCUGAUGGGGGUUAAUAUUUAGUGUACUCUGCAGAYGUACGCAAAAAUAUUUUGUUAUAAUCCACAAAGUCAAAUAAAAAUAGUAUUUAAUUUCAACUUGAGUGGUUUUGUAAACUGCAGCUCAAUUAAAGACUUAUAAAAUAAAAAAAUGCCAUUUACUAA